Messenger RNA from Aspergillus chevalieri, 1068 nucleotides. RefSeq names its product putative peroxisome biosynthesis protein (Peroxine-7) (gene pex7). The coding region runs from base 1 to 1068 and encodes 355 amino acids. Lineage: Eukaryota; Fungi; Ascomycota; Eurotiomycetes; Eurotiales; Aspergillaceae. Gene Ontology annotation, biological process: protein import into peroxisome matrix. The transcript is spliced from 2 exons. Gene Ontology annotation, cellular component: cytosol; peroxisomal matrix. The record is from RefSeq and is a predicted model, not a curated record. Gene Ontology annotation, molecular function: protein binding.
AUGCUCCGCUUCCGCACCGAGGGCUACAACGGCUGUGCGGUCAAAUACUCCCCCUUCUUCGACAAUCGGCUGGCUGUUGCGGCAUCAGCUAACUAUGGACUCGUCGGAAAUGGCCGAUUGUAUAUAUUGGAACUGACUCCCAAUGGGAUUGUACCGGUCAAAUGGUUUACCACCCAAGAUUCCCUCUAUGACCUCGCCUGGUCGGAAAUCCACGAGAAUCAGGUCCUCACGGCAUCCGGAGAUGGCAGUAUCAAGCUCUUCGACAACAACCUGAACGAUUUCCCCAUCCAGAACUGGAGAGAGCAUAACCGCGAGGUUUUCAGCGUGCACUGGAAUCUAGUCGCCAAAGACCGCUUCUGCUCCUCCAGUUGGGACGGUACCGUGCGCGUAUGGUCGCCUCAUCGUCCUCAGUCCCUUAUUACGCUCCCUACGCACAGUUGCACCUACUCCGCCGCCUUCUCGCCUCAUUCCCCCGACAUCCUCUCCUGCGUCACCUCCGACUCCUACGUUCGCAUCUUCGAUCUCCGCACCCCCGCCUCCGCCUCCAACCAUCUCAUACUUCAGAUUCCGAUCCAUGCCGCGCCCGUAUCGCCCAUACCGGGUAAACCGGGCGUUCCUCCUGCAGCAUGUCCCCCAUCUGAAGCGCUGACGCAUGACUGGAACAAAUACCGUCCGUCCGUCCUGGCGACGGCGGGCGUUGACCGUACCAUCCGUACAUUCGACAUCCGUGCGCCACAACAGGGUCCCAUGGCUGCGAUGAUCGGACACGAAUAUGCCGUCCGCAAGCUGGCCUGGUCGCCGCAUCUGUCCAAUAUCCUUCUCUCAGGAAGCUACGACAUGACCUGUCGCGCGUGGAGUGACGGGUCAGACGCUGGGAUGGGUGAUAUGGACGUAAUGCGCUCGGGACCUGCUCCGGCUAUGGGUAUGGAGCUGGGACGGAUGGGUCAGCAUACUGAGUUUGUGACGGGCGUGGACUGGUGUAUGUUUGGGAGUGAGGGAUGGUGUGCUAGUACGGGAUGGGAUGAGAAUCUUUUUGUGUGGGAUGUCCGAGCAGCUAUGGGUGCAUGA